UUGUCUAUACAACGUGGCUUCAUUUGUUUCAUAGCAACUCAGAUUCUAUCCACAGAGUUUGGGAACACAAUAAUCAGUUUGGCAGUGAUUUCCAAUUUUCUUUUAUCAUGAUAUUCAUAUUAUCAGCCAAUCACAACACACUUACUAUCAACAUUCCCACCAUGCCUGCUUCUGCAGACAUCAUAACUGUCUGAACUACAAACACAAAACCAGAAAAACAACGAAAGUUAUGCAACAAAAUUCUAAAUUUGGUAUUAGUUUUUGAUUCAUUUUAGAGAAAGACCAAAAGGGUAUAUAGCUAUUUGCUACCCACUAUUUUCUCAAUGGUGGGUGCACUCUUAAACCAACCACAGGGUCUCAAAGCAACACCAACCACUGCAAUAUCUAGCAAUUCCCUUCAACAAUAUGAAAGGAUUUCAGCUUCCCAUUUAGCAGUUCUCAAGAAACCCAUUUCAGAUUCCAGAGGUUUUUCAUCAAAACAAAGUUCUUUUCUUAGAGGUCAGUUCAAUAGCAGACACUUCCUCGGCUUCUCUUCAAGUCGAGCUCGUAGGUUUCAAGCAGGGCUUGUGAUUUCACCAAGUUGUGUCCUUCCAUUAACUGAAGAGAAUGUAGAGAAGGUUUUGGAUGAAGUACGACCUGGAUUAAUGGCUGAUGGAGGGAAUGUGGCUUUACAUGAGAUAGAUGGCCUUGUUGUCGUACUAAAGCUACAAGGAGCAUGUGGAUCAUGUCCAAGCUCAACUAUGACACUAAAGAUGGGAAUUGAAACUCGUCUUCGAGAUAAAAUACCUGAAAUUAUGGACGUGGAGCAGAUCCUAGACAGAGAGACAGGACUUGAGCUCAAUGAGGAGAAUGUCGAAAAGGUUCUUGAUGAGAUUAGACCAUACCUUGCGGGUACAGGAGGUGGAAUUCUUGAGCUUAUUCAAAUCAAUGACUAUAUUGUCAAUGUUCGGCUUAGUGGACCUGCAGCUGGAGUUAUGACAGUCCGUGUUGCUCUAACACAAAAAUUGAGGGAAAAAAUACCUUCCAUUGCAGCUGUCCAGCUGAUAGAAUAAGUGAAUAACAUAUAAACUGAAAAACAUUGUCUAUGACAAUCAGAAUAUAGCUUUACAUUCAUAUGUUUCAGAAUGUAACUGGUCAUAAAAAAUUUUCAACUUGGAAAUAUCAAGUUACCUCCUAAGCUCUGAUACAUGCUUUCCAUGUACUUCAGAAUUUAUAAGAAAAUGAGCUGGGUGGCAUGAUGUAAUUACUUAGAACUUUAGUACUUUCCAUAUGGUAAGAAUGUCAUUGAAGUCCAUGGCUGAUGGCUGAGGGACUAGAUUUAUUGCUUAUCUACUCUAAGCAAUUGUGAUUUCAAACCAAUUUGUUCAGUCAUACUGGUUCAUGCUA
Molecule: messenger RNA, 1386 nt
Organism: Quercus robur (English oak)
Lineage: Eukaryota; Viridiplantae; Streptophyta; Magnoliopsida; Fagales; Fagaceae
Product: nifU-like protein 3, chloroplastic
Exons: 4
Coding region: 324-1052 (242 amino acids)
Biological process (GO): iron-sulfur cluster assembly
Cellular component (GO): mitochondrion; chloroplast stroma
Molecular function (GO): iron ion binding; iron-sulfur cluster binding
Source: RefSeq, a predicted model, not a curated record